Molecule: messenger RNA, 2716 nt
Organism: Dreissena polymorpha
Lineage: Eukaryota; Metazoa; Mollusca; Bivalvia; Myida; Dreissenidae
Product: dentin sialophosphoprotein-like
Exons: 10
Coding region: 99-1856 (585 amino acids)
Source: RefSeq, a predicted model, not a curated record
UCUUAUGAUAUCAUCACAAGAUUGUUGAGAUUUCACAAACACAAGCCAUAAUUAGUAUUCACAAACGGUAGAGUGUUCUAAACAAGUGAAGUAGCGAAAUGGCAGAUUAUACGGUAUCAAAUGUGAAUGCAAUCGACGAAAGGGAUUAUCUUCCGAAUACAGGUGCAUCAAACGGAAAUAACAACUCGAGUACGGCGGACGCAUCAAAUGGAGAUCUCAACAACUCAAGAACGGCGGACGCAUCCAAUGGAAAUGGCAUCUCGAGCAAUGCGGACGAAACAAAUGGAAAAGGAAACUCGGGUAAGGCGGACGCAUCAAAUGGAAAUGACAAAUCGAUAAUGGCGGACGAAACAAAUGGAAAAGGAAAUUCAAGAACGACGGACGCAUCGAAUGAAAAUAGAAACUCCCUUACGGGGGACGCAUCCAAUGGGAAUGGCAAGUCGAGUACGGUGGACCCAUCAAAUGAAAAUGACAACUCGUGCAUUACGGACGAACCAAAACGAAAUGACAACUCAAGAAUUGCGGACGAAACUAAUGGAAAAGGAAACUCGAGUACGACGGACGCAUCAAAUGGAAAUGGCAAAUCGAUAAUUUCGGACGAAACAAAUGGAAAAGGAAACUCGAGUACGACGGACGCAUCAAAUGAAAAUAUAAACGUGAGUACGACGAACGCAUCCAAUGGAAAUGACAACUCGAGCAUUACGGACGAAUCACAAGGAAAUGACGACUCGAGCACGGCAGACUCAUCCCAUGGAAAUGACAAUCCGAGCAAGGAUGACGAGAGUCCUUCUAGCGCGGACAAAGCACAGUCGACCAUUGAAAGUGCAAGCCACAACACCGCUUCAAACAAUAAUGGCAUCGUGAGAAAGGGGGCUGGGAGUGGUUCAGGCGGUCCCGACACGCAGUCGAGCAUUAAAAGCGCCUGUGCAGUUGAUGGAGGACAACCAACAUGCUUUGCCAACUCUCCUACUGAAUCACCACGAUCUAUUCCGCCAAAUGUUUCAGAUAAUAGAUCGAUAGAUAACAGUCUCCAAACGACAAAAAACGAUACCAACUACAGCCGUGGAAAAAUAAUAUAUAGCCGUGUGGGGCACAGCUCCGUCCCACAACCGAAUCUGCUAAGAAGCAGCAGUAAAAAACAUCGAAUAAAAAACACAAAUCAACCUCAUAACGAUUCUUACGAUCACGGAAUCAAUGACACGGACACACAUUUGCCGAAUAUGCAAUAUCAGAUGACGAAAAAGAUGCAACGCCACGCCGAAGCAAGUAAGGACAUGUUGUUCAGAGUAUUUGAAAACGUUAUCAAGAUUAUUGAAGAAUACGAAAACAGAAUUGAUGAGCAGCAAAUACCAUCAUCACACAUACAAAUACCGGACAAGCCGAACCGAACGGAUGAUGACGUGAGAAUAAUUGUGGAGGCUCAACUUUUGGUUUUUGAAUUUCACAAAAACUCUUGCCCACCUGAGGUAACCGACGAUGUCAUUAAAAUGUUAAGAGAAAAUGUCAUAAUGUGGGCUGCAGUGAGGGAUUGUCCAACGAGUUGCACUGACAAGUACAUCGCUAAACUAUAUGAAAUUCUUGUAUCCGGAAAAACGGAUCAUGCAGUUAUUGAUAAACUCGGAGAACGAGUGUCGGCGUCUACUAUUCAAAAAACAUUACCUCUUAUUAUGAAAGGGAAAGGCAUAUCAAUGCAAUUAGAUGCUUCAUAUGAGAACAAUCCCGAUAAAAAAGCUGAACAUCCGAAAAUACGACAAACAGGAAAUCCUUUGGAAAAGGGUGCGGAAAGAAUACUUCAGGCUAACAAAAAUCUUUUCGAGUAUAUCGUUGAAGACGUACCCAGCCUUGCCCUUCGCUGAAUUAGAUGCCAAAACAAUGAUAAUUAGCGUUUAUCAAAAAUAUAUGGUUAAAAUGUUUAUUGUUAUAAUUUUACAAUGUACUUUUUAGUCGAAAAUAUUGUUUAAUUCCUUUAAAACGAUAACACUUGUAUCCAAAAUCUUUAUCUAAAUUUGAAUGUAUUUGACCUUAACAUAUUGACAGCAAUUUUGAUAGAAGUUUAACAAAUGAGCUGAAGCUCAAGUCAACCAAAAGUGAUUUAGUGUGGUUAAAAAUAAGUUAUGUGUUUCAACAUUAUCACAAUUGUGUUUGUAUGCAUAUUAUAUUGAUUUUUUAUUUAAUAUUCUGUUCAAAGCCUUUUACGAAAUAAGUGCAUUAACAUACUAAUUGCCUGAACUGUUACCUGUGAAUGAUUGUAUUGAUACAUACACAUUCGUAUUAACAAAUACAAAGUCAGCACUAUAAAUAUAUAUAUAUAUAUAUAUAGCUGUAAAUAUAACCAUUCGUAAUGUUUAAUUUCGUAAUGAUACUUCUAUAAACAAAAACUUGUACAUUUAACUCCAGCAAAAUUAUAUUGAGACAAAAGUAUAUCUACAUACAGUACUAAUUGAUUGUUAAACUUCAAGGUUCAUUUUUAUGUUUUAACACACGUUUAUGUCGAGGAUCCUAAUAAUUUAUCCCGAUACAGCCAUAACCUGUAUGUCAGGACUUAUAGUUUGUAAAUCUUGUGAUUAGAUAAAACCUAUCCGGCUAUUCUAGCUUUAUCUUGUGCUUCUUCAUAUAUUUUAAAGUUGAUUUACUUAAAUAAUACUGUAUUAAAACUUAAAAUCUAAUAAGCAGAUACCACAUCCGAUAUUGUUCUUUUCACUCCACUGCUUUUUAA